This is a messenger RNA of Medioppia subpectinata, 795 nucleotides long. Lineage: Eukaryota; Metazoa; Arthropoda; Arachnida; Sarcoptiformes; Oppiidae. The record is from the annotation of a GenBank genome assembly.
AUGGAAAAGUAUUACCGCAAUGACUACAAAACCAAUUUUAUACAACAGUUAUCUGAGUUCCUGUUCGUGGAGAGUGAGGAUCGUCCACUACUUUUCUAUCUAUCAUUCAGUGUCCAAGUGUUUGAAAUGAAUGACAAUAAUAUGUCAUUUGAGACAUACUUGAAGUCAACACUGGACAUAAAAGGCAUUGAAUAUGAAUACAAAGCCGUGAAUUUGCACACAUCGGAGCAAUUUAGCCCGGAGUUUGAGCGCCUGAACCCCUGCCAUCAGGUGCCCGCACUCGUCAUCGAUGGGGACCGAGUGGUGGUCGAGUCCAUUGCUAUUAUUGACUAUUUGGAGGACAAAUAUGGCGAUUCUGGCGUACCAUCGCUGCUGCCAUCGGACAUAUUCUUGAGAGCCAGAGCGCGGGCCAUCGCUCAGGCGGUUGUGGCCGGCAUUCAACCCUUUCAGAACAAUGUGGUGCUGGAAAAAGUGGGAAAAAUGACCGCAAUUGAUCCCAAGAAGGAUCCAGAAGUUGAAGAGAAAUUAUGGGCCAAAUACUGGAUUAGUAGCCGAUUUCGGUCAUUGGAGAAACUGUUGGGUGAGACGAGUGGCCGGUGUUGUGUCGGCGACACUGUAUCGGUGGCCGACGUAUGUCUCGCACCGCAAGUGUUUAACGCCAUUAAUCUCGGUCUGGAUGUCAACCAACUGUUCCCCAAAAUACACAACAUUUACGUAUAUCUCCUAACGUUGGAUGCCUUUAGACGCAGCCAUCCCUACAGACAACCCGACUGUCCUCAAGAUCUCAAACACUAG